AUGAAAAAGAAAUGAAUGAAUUAGAUAACAUCAUAGAAGAUGAUGUAAAUGAUUAUUAUAAAAAUAGGUAUAAUAAUCAAAAAGAAAUAGGAGAAUCCUCAAAACCAAUAAGAUAUGAAGAUGAGGAUACUAGAAUACUAGAAAUACCAUGGAAUGGACAAACAGCACAAUAUCCUGUAGCAAGAAAUAGUGAUUUAACAGAUGAACAAUGGCAAAAAGCAUAUGCAUACACUUCACCAGAAGUGCAUGAAUACAAAAGUGAAAAAGAAGAAGAAACAAAUAAAGGGUAUGGAAUAGUAGAAACAGAUGAAGAAAACGAUAGUCUGUAUGGACAUUUCAAAGAAAUGCCAAUAGAAAUACGACAUAUAAUCUUACCAACUAUAAUAGAAGGAAAACAGGUAAAUUAUAAGGUAUUCUGUAAUGAAAAUACAGAGAUACCUCCUAUGAAUAUAGGACAUAUCAGGAUAGAAAACCCUGUAGAAAAUGGAAAUGUGAAAUUUAACAAAGAACAACAUAUUGAAAAUGUUGAGACAAUACAGAAAAAUGAUGAAAUUUUUCUCACUAAAUUACCUGAUCUGAAAGAUCAGAGUGAAAAAGAAAAAGAACGAAUCUUGAUUCUAAAGAAUCAAUGUGAAAAAACUGGAGGACCUGGAACAUGGGAACAAAUUGGUCAUAUUCUUACAGAAUAUGUUGAUGUUUUCAGAGAAAAACAAGAAUAUGCAACUAGAGUUAAUACUGAUGAAAUACCUCCAAUAGAAUUAAACUUAAAAAAUGGAAUAAAGGAAAAUGAAAUACCAAUGCAAGAAAAGAGGCAAGCAUUGAGAAAAUAUUAUGAAGAAGAUAAAAAGGUUAUCAAAGAAAUGCGAGAUGAUCUGAUGAAAAACAAUAUUAUAUUCAGUGGAAAUACUGAAUGGGGAAGUUCUGCACUAGUAAUAACAAAGAAAGAUGGAACAAAAAAGAUUGCAAUAGAUUAUAGAAAUCUAAAUAAGUACUUAGAGCAAUAUAGAGAACCAUUACCAGACUCCAAGCAAAUGUUGCAAACUGUUAGUAAAUACAAAUACUAUAUAACAAUGGAUAUUAAAUCAGCAUACUGGCAAUUAGUGAUGCAUGAAAACUCAAAGAAAUAUACAGCGACUACCUUCGCAGAGUAUGGAACAUACUGUUGGCAUACGUUACCAUUUGGAAUAAGCACAGCAUCAGCAUACUUGAUACGAGCAAUGAACAAAAUACUAGGACACUUAGACUAUGUAGUAAUCUACAUAGAUGACUUUGUAAUUUUAUUGAACGAUAAAUCCGAGGCUUAA
Molecule: messenger RNA, 1304 nt
Organism: Cetraspora pellucida
Lineage: Eukaryota; Fungi; Glomeromycota; Glomeromycetes; Diversisporales; Gigasporaceae
Source: the annotation of a GenBank genome assembly